Theobroma umbraticum is the source of this 3390-nucleotide messenger RNA. The record is from RefSeq and is a predicted model, not a curated record. Lineage: Eukaryota; Viridiplantae; Streptophyta; Magnoliopsida; Malvales; Malvaceae.
AAGAAUUGUUGAACACAUCUAUGAUUUCAUUCACUUUUUGUUUACAAACAAGAGUGCCCCAUUUGCCUGCAAAAGGGCAAAAAAUAAAAAAAAAAUCAAUGGCUGCCAAGAUCAAAUUUGUCAUUAAAUGAUUUGAGAGCAAUUAAAACAAAAAAAUUUAAGACAAAACCAGGGAAUAUGAUUCCUGCUUUAACUGGCAUUCACUAUGGUCUAAGAGACUUAAGGCUUUCCUCUCUUUCUUUUGCCUUUACUUCCUUUUCUUGAACAGAGCUCCCCUACACAGUGGUAUUUAAACCCUUCAUAGUAUCUACCCUCUCUUUUUCUCUUUCAAAAAGGCUUCUACUGAUUAAAAUGUAAAAGCAAAAAAAGUUGGCAAAGCCAAACAAUAUUUUUGUGGGGUCUUCUUCUUAAGGAACUAUAUAUAUGCAAAGCAACAAUAUUUUUUUAACAGAGCUCUAAUCUUUCAUGCUUGAACUGUUUUUCAUCUUCUAUGUUUUCCAUGUUAGAGUAAGAAACUUAAGCAAUGGUGAGGAAAUGGGUAGUUAUUACUCUCAUUUUUUUGGUUCUCUUUAAUGGGUUUUCUUCAGUUUCUGCCACCCCACCUGCAAAAAUUGUAACUUCAGUUGUCUCAAAUGUGGUGUCUGCUCUUGUUAAAUGGCUAUGGUCACUAAAAUCAGCACCCAAAACUGCUAUUUCUAGCCGUUCCAUGAUGAAAUUUGAAGGUGGAUACACUGUGGAAACAGUUUUUGAUGGAAGCAAGCUUGGGAUUGAGCCAUUUGCUGUUGAAGUUUCCCCAAGUGGAGCUAUCUUGGUGUUGGAUUCUGAAAAUAGUAACAUUUACAAGAUCUCAAUGCCAUUGUCUAGAUAUAGCAGACCUAAGUUGGUUGCUGGAUCAUCUGAAGGGUACUCUGGGCAUGUAGAUGGGAAACCAAGAGAAGCUAGAAUGAAUCAUCCAAAAGGUCUUACAGUGGAUGACAGCGGAAAUGUAUACAUUGCAGACACAAUGAAUAUGGCCAUAAGGAAGAUCAGUGAAUCAGGGGUUACAACUAUUGCUGGUGGAGGAAAAUGGAGCCGAGGAGGAGGUCAUGUCGAUGGUCCAAGUGAAGAUGCAAAAUUUUCAAAUGAUUUUGAUGUGGUUUAUGUAGGAAGUAGCUGCUCUCUUUUGGUUAUAGAUAGAGGAAACCAGGCAAUUCGUGAGAUUCAACUCAAUGAUGAUGAUUGUUCCCAUCAAUAUGAUGGCAGUUUUCAUUUAGGUAUAGCAGUGCUUGCUGCAGCUGGCUUCUUUGGUUACAUGCUGGCCUUGCUGCAGCGUAGAGUACAAGCAAUGUUCUCUUCCCGUGACGUAAGUGACAUAAUGUUCUAUGUUUUUCUUCUGUUUCUAGUCAUUAAUUUAUUGCUUAUAUUAUCAGAGAGUUUCCCAUCCAUUAAUCUUCAAAAUAUUUUAGAUAAUACCUUAUGUAAUGCUUUCAAGUUUGCUAAUUGCAAAGCAAAUGGAUGGAAGGACUCAAGAACUCCAAUAAAGAGUGGAGCAACUAUGGCACCAUAUCAGAGGCCUCCUAAAUCAGUCAGGCCUCCCUUAAUUCCACCCGACGAUGAACCUGAAAAAGCAGAAGGCUUCUUUGGUUCAAUUGGUAGGCUCGUCCUCAAUACUGGCUCAUCUGUGGCUGAAAUCUUUGGGGGCUUAUUUUCGGGCUUUAGAAGGAAGCCUCGCCACUAUCAGUAUCAACAUCAGUACCAGCAAUCAACCAUACAAUCCAGAGGAUGGCCUAUGCAAGAGAGCUUUGUGAUUCCUGAUGAAGAUGAGCCACCUUCCUUAGAUACUAGGACUCCAACGCCCAAGAGAAGUUACCCAUUUAUGACCAAGGACCUUGAGAGAAAACACCAUAUCAAGCAAAGCCGGCCUCACUAUAAUGGGUGGGAUGCUAACUAUCAGCAACAGCAGCAAAUGCAGAUGCAGCACCAUCAACAGCAGCAGCAGCACCCACAUAAGCAUUAUUCAUCCAACCCACAAACUUAUUAUGAGAAGAGCUGUGAGACAAAUGAGAUCGUUUUUGGGGCAGUUCAAGAACAGGGUGGAAGGCGUGAAGCUGUGGUGAUAAAGGAUCACUAUUCACUGGCUGCACAAUCUCCUAGAGAAGCACUCAUCCGCCUGGAUUAACCUUUCUAUGGGCCGCCGGGUUUCACAAUGCCGCCAUGGAGAUGUUCUGGUGAAAGCCUACGGGCUUCUGGAGUUGAAACCAGUAACAUGAAGCUCAAGAAAGCAAUGAGGAGAAUGAAAGGGAGGGAUAAUUUGAGUUUCAUGGCCAUGAAUGGAGGAGACGAUGGUGAGCUUUGUUCGACAAGCAAUAGUGGGAAAAUGUUGGUAAGUUCAAAGACGUAUGAGAAAUGUGCUCAUGUUAAGGAAGCAGGAAGGGAAAUUCAUUCGAGGAAGUUGUUCAUGUUUUCCGAGCUGGAAUUUUUGGAGGGAAUGUCGCAACUGCCUACGAUGGAGGAGGAGACGGUCGUCGUCGAAGACGACGUCCAUGACCUCAAGUUCUCCAAUGGAGGCUGCUGUUUUUGGAUGCCUUGUCGCUCUGCUGUUAGAUCAAUCUGGUGGGAGCGAAUUUCGACCGACGAUACCAACUCCGCCGCCUCCGCGAAUACAAGUCACUACGUGCCGUGGUGGACCCGAGGGUGGAAGAAGGUUCGAGAAUGGUCGGAGCUGGUAGCUGGACCGAAAUGGAAGACGUUUAUACGACGGUUCAACAAGAACAAAACCGGUAACGGAGGAACGAAAUUCCAUUACGAUCCCAUGAGUUACUCCCUCAAUUUCGACGAAGGACCGGGGCAAAACGGUCAUUUCGAUGAGGAUUUUAUGAACAGAAACUUCUCUUCCAGGUACGCCUCGUUGCCUGUCUCCACGAAAUCCUCCAUGGAUUUAGGCAAAGACGGGCCCUUUCUCAUCUGACUGUACACGUCAUUCGCUUGAGCUACGGUUUUUCAGUUCACGUGACAGUCACUCGCACCAGAAAGUUGGCGGCGUGGUCGAGGCUUACGUUAAGGUUAAUCUUUUUUUUGUAAAGCAAAAUAUUAAUUGUUUUUUUUGUUGAGGAUAAUAAGAGAAUAAUAUUUUCCCUGAUAUUGCUAGAUGAGUGAAGGACGAAGAGAACUUGUAAAUGUCAAAAAAGGGUUCUUUUUGUACUGGGAAAUGUAAAAUAAUCAAAGAAUUAAUACAAAUGUUCAUGUCCCAUUUUUACCUAAGAGUAUCAAAGAGUUGAAAGACUGCCAAGGUGAGAAAGUAGCAAUUCAUUUUGCUUUAGAUAUAAUUUAGGAGUUUGGGAGAAAUUAAGUCAGCAAUGUUUGAUAUAGUGGCAUCUACGUACCACAUCUAUGGAAAACCUUGAUUUUUGU